Molecule: messenger RNA, 1775 nt
Organism: Phoenix dactylifera (date palm)
Lineage: Eukaryota; Viridiplantae; Streptophyta; Magnoliopsida; Arecales; Arecaceae
Source: RefSeq, a predicted model, not a curated record
CGUGGAUGAUCUGUCCUCCCACGAGGCCUCGUCGUUUCCGACUCGGAAGCUUUCCCUUCUUCAUCCAAGCUGUGUGUCCCAUCCUUCUCCAGUCUUCCCUCUAUCAUCUCGCUAUCGGGACAUCAACAAGUGAUCGAACCGGGUCCCGUCACCGCCCCCAUUUCCAUGGCGUCGUCUCUCCUCGAAUCCGGAUGGCUGCCUUCAGGGUCAUGCAAUGCUCGUUAGGAAUCCUCCGAUUCCGGCCGGCGCUAGUAGUUUCGAUCUUGUUCGGUACAAUCCUGCGUUCGUCUUGAUUGGCCAUUAGGGUUAUGGAAUGCUUGUCAGGAAUCUUUUGAUUCCUGUCGGUGAUGUAUCUAAUCACCAAGUUCAGUGAAUUUCAAUUGGCUACUCUAUGCACUUUCUUAAUUCAUGAAAGUGUCUUUUUCUUGUCUGGAAUUCCAUCUAUAUAUUUUGAGAGGUCAGGACUUUUCAGCAAAUACAAGAUUCAGAAGAAAAAUAACACUCCGGUUGCGCAGGAGAAAUGUAUUUUGCGACUAAUCUUGUACCAUGUCUGUGUGAACUUACCAGUUAUGAUUGUUUCCUAUCCCACUUUCAGAUACAUGGGCCUGAAAAGCAGUCUUCCAUUGCCGCCCUGGAGGGUCGUCCUCUCUCAGAUACUCUUCUACUUCAUCUUGGAGGAUUUUGUGUUCUAUUGGGGGCACAGGCUACUGCAUACAAAAUGGCUGUACAAGCAUGUUCACAGUGUUCAUCAUGAAUAUGCGACACCAUUUGGAUUGACUUCUGAGUACGCCCAUCCUGUUGAAAUUUUGUUCCUUGGCUUUGCUACCAUUAUUGGUCCUGCUUUCACUGGUCCUCACCUAUUUACCCUCUGGUUAUGGAUGGUAUUGAGAGUCUUAGAGACAGUUGAAGCUCAUAGUGGGUAUCACUUCCCAUGGAGCCCCUCGAAUUUCUUACCAUUGUAUGGAGGUGCAGAAUUUCAUGACUACCACCAUCGUGUGCUUUAUACCAAGUCUGGGAAUUACUCAUCGACUUUUAUCUACAUGGACUGGAAGUAUUCUUCCAAGUACAAUGAAAGGAAACUGAUGUUCCUGAUCGUUGCAUACGCACUUUGCCGAUGUCAUAUUACAUGUGUAGGCCAUUCCAAGUGCUGCCACAUCUAAUGAGACACUGGAAGUUAUUCGGUACAGAUAAAGGUUAUCGAGAGCUGAAGUCCCUUGAGGAGGAAGGCAAACAAUUAUAAGUUUCAUGAGGUAUGUUCUUCCUAGCCUCUGCACUAGUCCUGAUAGCAUCUGCAGAUGCUCGUUAUUGUGUCUUCUAGAACAUCCGAAUGGCACGAGGAUGAGCACAAAAUUGUAAGGUGGAAAGUGAAACGCUCUUGGAGACUAUGCUGCAAGUGUUCAUAUGCUGUUACCACCUUAAGGAAUGGAAGCUUCUAAUGGAAUUGAUGAAGGAAUGUAGCAACUCUUUUUUGUCGGUGAUGUUAUCUGAGGAGUUUCUUGGUUUGCUUAAGAACCUGAGCAAAUAUUGCUGUUCCUGAAGCAGCAUUAGAUAACUGACAUUUCUAAAAUCUUGCUUAUGUUAAACUGCUUAGAAAUAACUGUGAAAAUGCUGGUCAACAUUCAUCUGUGGAGAACUGGCUAUUUGGUGUUAACGGCCAUCUGGUGAAUGUGCCAAGGAGGCGUUAUGGAUGGCAUGGGGAUUUGCUAGAACUUUUUCAAAUACUUCCUCUAGCAUGUGGAGUCUUAUAAAUCUGUUCUCAUAUGGUUCAAACGUUU